AUUUUCUUACCAGAAUAAAACAAGCCAAGCCAAGCUCCCCUGUUAUUUUCUCUCUUUUGCUUCAAUCAGUACCCUUUCAUGGCUUCUUCUUCCUCUUCUCCUCCAAUGAAGUAUCAAGUUUUCUUGAGCUUUAGGGGUGAAGACACACGUCUUAACUUCACCUCUCAUCUACACCAAGCUUUGAAGGGGAAGGGAUUUGGUGUCUUCUUCGAUGAAGAAGAAUUGGAAAGAGGGGAGCGUAUUUCACCUGCACUUUCUCGAGCAAUUGAAGCAUCAAGACUCUCCAUCAUCGUUUUGUCUAAAGACUAUGCUUCUUCAAAAUCAUGCUUGGCUGAACUCUCCGAUAUUAUGAACCGCAAGAAAACUCAUGGUCAAAUUGUUCUUCCCAUCUUUUAUCAUGUCGAUCCCUCUGACGUUCGGAAUUUUGGUGGCAGUUUCAAAGCAUCUUUUGAUGUCCAUGAAUCAGAUAGGCCUCGUGAUGAAGUGAAGCGAUGGAAAGCUGCCUUUGCUGAAGCCGGUAAAUUAAAAGGGUGGCAUAUAGCUGGAGUCCAAUUUGACAGAUCUGAAACCGAUUACAUUAAUGAUAUUGUUGAAUAUGUAUUAAAUAAGUUGAUGAAUAGUUAUUCUGGAAGUGCUUCUGAAGAAUUUAUCGGAAUAGAUUAUCAGAAAAAGAAGAUUUUGGAGCUGAUUAAGCAAAAUCGAGUAAUAGGACUCUGGGGCAUGGGUGGUAUUGGCAAAACCACCUUUGCUGAUGUUGUUUAUAUGGAAGUCUCUAACACGUUUGAAAGUUGUUGCUUUCUUCAAAAUGUUAGAGGGAAAAUAGAAAAACAAGGGAGGGAAUCCGUGCGAAACGAAUUUCUGUCCAUACUUUUAAAGGACAAAGAAAUUCGUAUAGACACCCCUUCCAUAGGGUACCCUUACAGGGAGAGGCUGAACAAUAUACGAGUAAUUGUUGUCCUCGAUGACGUUAAUGACCCAGAACAAGUAGACUGGAUGGGUGUUAAACAUUUUGGUGAUGGAAGUAAAAUCAUUCUAACGUCUAGAGAUAGACAAGUGCUUAAGAAUGGAGGAGCUACCCAAAUACAUAAGGUGGAAGAGUUAAAUGAGAAGUAUUCUCUUCAACUUUUUUCUAUUACUGCAUUUAAGCAGUUGAAUCCUUCUGUUGAUUUUCAAGAUCUACCCUACGAGUUUGUACGGUUAGCCGAUGGCAGUCCACUUGCUCUUAAGAUUUUGGGUGCUAAGCUAUAUUCAAAGUCUAUAGAAGAGUGGAAAAAGUAAACAAGUUUGAUGAACCAAAAAUUUCACAGAUUUUGAAGAGUAGCUUUGAUGGGUUGGAUAAACUACAGAAGGAUAUAUUUCUCGACUUAGUAUGCUUCUUUAAAGGGGAAUCAAAAGAAGAAGUUGAAAAAUUUCUAAGUUGCUUGUAUAAAGGUGCUGUGAGUGGACUAAGCAGCUUGCUCGACAAAUGCCUAUUUGACAUCAAUUCUUAUGGGCGGAUUUCUAUGCAUGAUAUGCUUGAAGAAAUGGGUAAAGAUAUUGUUGAUCAAGAAUCUAAAUACCCUGAAAAGCGUACAAGGCUGUGGAAUCCUAAGGACGUGUGUUAAGUGCUCAACAAUACUAAAGGAACUGACCGAAUUGAAGGAAUAAAGUUCAAGUUGUCUCAUAGUGAUAGCCUAAAUUUAAGUCCUACAUGUUUUGAGAACAUGUCUAAUCUUAGAUAUGUCAAAUUCGAAGUUACAUGGAGUCGGACGGAGGAACAAACUACAAAUGGAGU
Molecule: messenger RNA, 1774 nt
Organism: Hibiscus syriacus
Lineage: Eukaryota; Viridiplantae; Streptophyta; Magnoliopsida; Malvales; Malvaceae
Product: TMV resistance protein N-like
Exons: 3
Coding region: 79-1278 (399 amino acids)
Biological process (GO): defense response; signal transduction
Molecular function (GO): ADP binding
Source: RefSeq, a predicted model, not a curated record